AUGGCCUCAACAGCGCUUUCUGCGGCGGAGCUGGAGGCGCAGUUCACCAAUGCCAAGGCAUACCUCAUGCAGGCGGACAAGGAUGGCGUGAGCGCCUAUGACCAGCUCACACGCCUCAUGGAGCUUCUUCUUGAGGAGAACCCUGAGAACGUUGCAGGCGAUCCGUCAAAGUUGCACGAGAUCUUGAGCUUCAUCCAGACGCACAGCUUCGCGUGCGGCGAGAGCACCUCUGCGUGCUAUGAGGCCACACAGGUGCCCGCCGAGGAGCUCCGGCGCUUCGAGGACAACAAGAAGCUCUUUGAUCUCCCAGCCCCGCAGGUGCGCACCGUCAUCGAGCAGCCUGAUCCGUACACGACCAUUACCACCACCACCGUGCUGCCGCUGAAGGCGCCGUCCUUCGAGUCUGUUGCCGCUCAAAACAAGUACUGGACGGCCGCGGGCUGCGGCCUCUCCGACGAGGAAGCAUUCCUGCUUGACCGCUCCAUCACCAACCUCGCCAUGGAGGCGAACCUGCAGGAUAUCAAGUUCUUUGGUAGGAUUUUUGGCACACAUAGCGACUACUUUGUUCUCCGCACGCGGCGCUACCUCGAGGCGGGCGAAACCGUGUACGUGGAAACCAACACAAUGGGAAAGCCGCCGCGAAAGAAGGGCAUCGUGCCCGUGCAGGCUGAGCCAGGCUACGUCGGGGUGAAUCGCUACACGUUCUGGGUAACCGCAUCGCCCUCCGACAAGUGGGAGAAGCUACCGGAUGUAACGCCGCAGCAGAUCAAUGCGGCCCGCGAAACGAAGCGCUUCUUUACGGGAGACUUGUCAGCGUCUGUUGCGGCAACGUUUCCAUGGGGGGAGGCCGCGUACCUGCGAGCACAGCUGGCGCGCAUCACCAGCAGCACCACCAUUGCUCCUCAAGGUGCGCUGGAGGAGCCAGAGCCGGAGCAGGAAACGGAAGAGGACGAGGAUGAAGACGCCGAGGAUGGUGCGCCGCGGAAGCUGAAGGAGGCCAAGUACAAACCGCUGGUAGUCCCCUCGCCGGAUUACGGCGAGGAAGAGGUGGAUGUGGCACAGCUGACGGUAGACCGCUGGGUACACGCGGAGGGGUACAUUUACAAGAACGGUCGACAAACAAAGGUGCCGGAGAAGCCUGAGCCGGAGGAGGGGGAGGUGGAGGGGGAGGAGGAGGCCGAACCCGAGGCCGAUGCUCAGGGCGAAGAGGAGGAGGAGGAGCCGGAGGAGGAGGAAGAAGUGGAGCUCUUUGCUCCUAUCCAGAACGACUACCUCUACGGCGUCGUCGACAUCCCGCAGCCGCCGCCAGCCAUAAACGAUGAGGACGAAGAGGAGGAGGAGGAGCCCGAGGAGGAGGGCGAGGAGGAGCCCCGGGAGCCGGACAACACGCCACUGAAGCCUUUGCGCGACGAUGACGUCCCCGAUGACGACCCGACAAAGAUGAAGAUUGCAUGCUGGACGAUGCGCGUGGAGAACAAUGUUAGCAAGGCUCACCGCAUGGCGGUGGUGCAAUCCCUUCGCUGGCCCGGCGCCACUGCAUACGCGGCUGAGGGCGGCAAGCGCUGGUCUUGCGUGUACUUUGGCAACGGUAUGAAGAAGACGGAUGCGGCCUUCACACCACCGCCCGCUCCCCCUGUGCAAUCAGAGUGCGCCGACGUCACAGAGGUGGAAGAUCCAACCGCCACUGUGGAGAAGCUCGUUCGGCGCGGCGAAGAAAUCCCGGAAGCCGACAGCGAGGCGGAGCCGGAUGAGCUGGAGGAAGAGGAGGACAGCUAA
This is a messenger RNA of Leishmania major strain Friedlin, 1776 nucleotides long. RefSeq names its product putative flagellar radial spoke protein. The record is from RefSeq and is a predicted model, not a curated record. The coding region runs from base 1 to 1776 and encodes 591 amino acids. The transcript has a single exon. Gene Ontology annotation, biological process: cilium assembly; cilium movement involved in cell motility; axoneme assembly. Gene Ontology annotation, cellular component: radial spoke; axoneme. Lineage: Eukaryota; Euglenozoa; Kinetoplastea; Trypanosomatida; Trypanosomatidae.